Sinocyclocheilus anshuiensis is the source of this 708-nucleotide messenger RNA. Its product is annotated as ovostatin homolog. The transcript is spliced from 6 exons. The record is from RefSeq and is a predicted model, not a curated record. NCBI's taxonomy places the organism in Eukaryota, Metazoa, Chordata, Actinopteri, Cypriniformes, Cyprinidae. The annotation marks the transcript as partial.
GACAGUAAAGGUAACAGAAUUGGUCAAUGGACAAAUGUUUCUUCAACAAGCUGGAUUUUGCAGCGUUCUUAUGAAUUAAACCCGGAAAGCCAUCAAGGUGUGUACAGACUGAAGGCUUAUAUUGGUGACAGGAUGAUCUCACAUGAUUUUGAGGUGAAAAAAUAUGUUUUGCCUAAGUUUGAAGUUACUGUUACAGCACCAGAGACAGUGAGCAUAGAUGAUGAGUUAAUGGCAGUUGAGGUUUGUGGAAAAUACACGUACGGGCAGCCUGUAUCUGGUAAAUCAUGGGUGAAAGUGUGUCGUGAUAUUCCACGCUACUCUCACAGGCAUGACAAACACAGUCCAAUAUGUGUGAAUGAAACCACUGAGAUGAAAAAGACAGGCUGUGCCAUCCAUACCUUAGAUAUAUCUACCUUUUUAAACUCAACAUAUAAUGAUCGACUAGAAAAUUCUCUUCAUGUUGAAGCAACAGUCACAGAAGAAGGAACAGAGAUCACCAUGACAAAAUCUGAAACUAUAUCUCUCACUUAUGAAAUUGGAAAAUGCACACUUACUGACAUGCCCAAAACAUAUGAACAUGGAUCAGUUAUAGAAGGAAAAAUCAAACUCUCAAAUUUCAAAGGCGCACCAAUACAAAACAAAGUGGUUUAUCUUUUGGAGGGUGAAACCUGGUCCUCAAAACUGCUCCUAAAUCUCACUACAGACAGU